GCCCGAGCGCCGCUGCCACCUCGGAUGCGCGCGGACUAGUCUCCAUUGACACUUUCUCCUUUUGAAAAUGUGACCUUUUUAUUAUCAUUAGUUCUUAAAAAUAUAUUUUUGUCACAUUUAUUUUUAGAUUUGAUUUGAGGCAACAGUUUCUUGUUUAUUUUAGCCAAUGGAGUGACGCGCGAGCUGGGGAAAAUAACUUGAGCUGUGCGCGCGGGGAUGGCACGUCGGUGGUGGUUUGCCGGCUUGGAUGGAGGCUGUUUGUGCGUGUUAUGGUGUCAGUGUUCGGGGUGAGUUCUCCUGGGGAACUAUGGAGCAGAGGAAGAGUAUUUUCUGCUCCGUCUUCUUCGCAGCGCUGCUCCGGCUGAGCUCAUCCCAGGUCCUCCGAAUCGGUGGCAUUUUUGAGACCAGGGAAAGUGAGUUAGUGAGUAUGGAUGAGCUGGCUUUCAAGUUUGCUGUAAACAACAUAAACCGCAACAAGACUUUGAUGCCCAACGCGACCCUCACCUACGACAUCCAGCGAGUCAACAUCUUUGAUGGCUUUGAAGCUUCAAGAAGAGUGUGUGACCAGCUGACUCUUGGGGUGAUUGCCGUGUUCGGCCCCUCUCACAGCUCCUCUGUUAGCGCGGUUCAGUCCAUCUGCAACGCCCUGGAAGUCCCUCACAUCCAGACUCGCUGGAAGCACCCAUCAGUGGACAACAAGGACACUUUUUUCAUCAACCUCUAUCCUGAGUACACCGCCAUUGCCAGAGCUAUCCUGGACGUGGUGACAUUUUUCAAAUGGAGGAAACUGACAGUGGUCUAUGAGGACAGCACUGGUCUAAUGCGGAUGCAGGAGUUGAUCAAGGCCCCAGCAAAGUUAAACUUAAAGAUCAGGAUCCGCCAGCUCACCCCGGGUAACCAAGAUGCUCGGCCGCUGCUCAAGGAACUGAAGAAAGACAGAGAGUUUUUUAUUAUCUUUGACUGUUCUUAUCGCACCGCUUCAGAACUUCUAAAGCAGGUUGCUGUGUGGAACUCAUACAGGGGAAUGACCUUGAUGGAAAAGCCCAACCGAGAAAAAAACAACAAUGUGACAGACUCGCUGGCUAACAGGACUCUGAUUGUCACAACAAUUCUGGAAAAUCCAUAUGUGAUGGCAAAAAAGUCUGAAAAGGAGCUGGUUGGAAAUGAUCGCUAUGAGGGAUACUGCAUGGACCUUUUAAAGGAGCUCUCCAACAUCUUGGGUUUUACGUACGAAGUCAGACUAGUUGGUGACGGCAAAUACGGAGCCCAGAACGACAAGGGAGAGUGGAACGGGAUGGUCAGAGAGCUCAUUGACCAUGUUGCAGACCUCGCUGUGGCUCCUCUGACAAUCACAUAUGUUCGAGAGAAAGUGAUUGAUUUCUCCAAGCCCUUCAUGACUUUAGGUAUCAGCAUCCUGUACCGGAAACCUAACGGCACUAAUCCAGGCGUGUUCUCGUUCCUAAACCCUCUGUCUCCGGACAUCUGGAUGUAUGUGCUGUUAGCCUGCACUGGGGUCAGCUGUGUGCUUUUUGUGAUUGCCAGGUUUACACCAUAUGAGUGGUACAACCCACACCCAUGCAACGCGUCCUCCACUCUGGUACAGAACAACUUCACUUUACUCAACAGUUUCUGGUUUGGCAUUGGAGCUCUCAUGAGGCAAGGCUCAGAGGUGAUGCCUAAGGCUCUGUCCACACGUAUAGUUGGGGGUAUUUGGUGGUUUUUUACUUUAAUCAUCAUCUCCUCCUAUACGGCCAACUUGGCUGCCUUCCUAACCGUGGAAAGAAUGGAUGCACCCAUUGAUUCAGCAGACGACCUUGCCAAACAAACAAGGAUUGAAUAUGGAGCAGUGAGAGAUGGAUCCACUAUGACAUUCUUUAAGAAAUCAAAGAUCUCCACCUAUGAGAAGAUGUGGGCCUUCAUGAGUAGCAGAAAGACUGCAUUAGUUAAGAACAACAAGGAAGGGAUCACACGAGUCUUGACGACAGACUAUGCCAUGCUAAUGGAGUCCACAAGCAUUGAGUACAUUAGCCAGAGAAACUGCAACCUCACGCAAAUCGGAGGUCUCAUAGACUCCAAGGGCUACGGAGUGGGAACGCCUAUUG
Messenger RNA from Nematolebias whitei (Rio pearlfish), 2102 nucleotides. Its product is annotated as glutamate receptor ionotropic, kainate 1. The record is from RefSeq and is a predicted model, not a curated record. Gene Ontology annotation, biological process: modulation of chemical synaptic transmission; synaptic transmission, glutamatergic; monoatomic ion transport. Gene Ontology annotation, cellular component: plasma membrane; kainate selective glutamate receptor complex; postsynaptic membrane. Gene Ontology annotation, molecular function: transmitter-gated monoatomic ion channel activity involved in regulation of postsynaptic membrane potential; kainate selective glutamate receptor activity. NCBI's taxonomy places the organism in Eukaryota, Metazoa, Chordata, Actinopteri, Cyprinodontiformes, Rivulidae.